AUGUCCUUGCCAUCUGAACAUGGUCCAAGAGCACCGCCGCCUCGUUACAUAUGGGAAAAGCCGGGAUCUGAUACAAGGAGACCCUCAGAAGCACGAGUCAAGGAUGGGGACGCGUAUAUGAGUGGAGGCCCUGACCGUCGCCACUUAACCAUCUCUACGUCUUUUCUUGACGUCCCCCGACAACGCUCUGCACGGCACUCGGACUCGUCACAGGGCCCGUCACCUCUUCUCGGUCCUGAAGAGCUAUCGCCUUUUUCGCGCUCACCAUCUUCUGAAGACGAACUAGAGGACGACAGUGCCAGUCCGCCACCACUCUCAAGUUAUCCAGCUUCCCCGGUGGACGCUCCACCUUCCACAUCUCCGAUGGUCAUGCCACCAACCAGCAGGACGUUUGCCAUGAGUUCCUUGAAUGGUCCUUUUCUGCACAACAGGCUACCGCCUCUCCAAUUGCCACCGUCAAACCCUGGUUCGGGUUCCGAGCUAAGCCCGCAGGCGUCUUCGCUCUCACCGCAUUCCCGGGGCGCAAAUCCUCCUUAUCCUUCCCCCACGACGCGCCGGGAAUCCGUUGCCACUCAGAGUCCCCAAUCGCCGUACUAUGAAGCGCAUGGUGCUCUCGUCUACAGCCACACCUCCGGCAAUCCCGCCUUCUCGCCGCUGUCUCCCCUACCACCUAUCAGGGAGAUUAAACGAGAUACUGUUACAACCACUGCCACGCAGGCCGCCAGUGCGAACAGGCGUCGCAAUGAAGCUCACUUUUUGUGCCCUGUACCCGGCUGUGGGAGCACCUUCACCAGGAGGUUUAAUCUCAGAGGACACAUGAGGUCGCAUCUGGAAGAAAGACCGUUCGUCUGCGAAUGGCCUGGGUGCAAUAAGUCGUUUGCGCGACAGCACGACUGCAAGCGCCAUACCGCACUCCACACCAUGAAACCCAAGAAUAACGCAUGUCGAGGAUGCGGCAAGUCCUUUAGUCGCCUGGACGCUCUGAACCGCCACUUGCGGUCUGAAGGGGGCGCCGAUUGCCGUCUCGCGCUCGGGCAAUCACUACCGUCACUUUCUGCGGCGCUCUCCUCCGGGAGUUCUGACUAUGCGGAGCUCAUGCAAUCCGCAACUUCAUUCCAGGGGCCACCUCCCGUGCUCCUGUCUUCUGAUCCUCACCGUCCGCAUUUACACAGGGUCAAAACAGAACCAGCCCCGGACGACGAUCUCACGCUUGCACCUCUCUUGUCGCCACUGGGAGAUCGCAGCGGCCCUGCAUCCGCAUCCAGUGAUAGCGCGACAUCAACCACGACGAUAUCUCCUGCCACCAGUCCCUCAACUGCCCUCACCGGAUCCCCAACCUCGUCAUUCUCUCAGCCCAGGAAAUAA
Molecule: messenger RNA, 1365 nt
Organism: Peniophora sp. CBMAI 1063
Lineage: Eukaryota; Fungi; Basidiomycota; Agaricomycetes; Russulales; Peniophoraceae
Source: the annotation of a GenBank genome assembly